This is a messenger RNA of Eublepharis macularius, 2358 nucleotides long. Its product is annotated as lipase member M-like. NCBI's taxonomy places the organism in Eukaryota, Metazoa, Chordata, Lepidosauria, Squamata, Eublepharidae. The record is from RefSeq and is a predicted model, not a curated record. Gene Ontology annotation, molecular function: hydrolase activity, acting on ester bonds. Gene Ontology annotation, biological process: lipid metabolic process. The transcript has 10 exons. Bases 77 to 1261 code for a protein of 394 amino acids.
CUAUUCACUAGAUUAUAUUCCAGACAUUCUGCAGCAUCCCAUUUGAGGACAGAGAUCUACAGGAGAACAGGUCAAAAUGUGGCUGUUUAUAGCAGCAGCAUGCUUAAUCCAAGAAGUUACAGUUUCAGAAGGACUCAUAACCAACAGACAUUUGAAUCCUCAAGAAUUCAUGACUAUCGGUGAAAUCAUCCAAUAUUGGGGAUACUGCAAUGAAGAAUAUGAAAUCUUGACAGAGGAUGGUUAUUACCUGCAAAUAAACAGAAUUCCUUAUGGAAUACAUAGUCCUGGAAAGAAAGGGCCUAAGCCAGCAGUCUUACUUGUACAUGGUUUAAUGAUGGAAGGUAGACUGUGGCUCGCAAAUCUUCCUAGAAAUAGCUUGGGAUUUGUCCUGGCAGAUGCUGGUUAUGAUGUAUGGAUAUUAAAUAUUAGAGGUUCGACCUGGUCUAGAAGACACCAGACUCUUUCAAUUGACCAGGAAAAAUUUUGGGAUUUCAGUUUUCAUGAAAUGGGGAUAUAUGAUAUUCCAGCAGCAAUAAACUUUAUCCUGCGGAAAACUCAGCAAGAAGGAUUGUAUUAUAUUGGCUUUUCUCAAGGAGGUACAAUAGGUUUCAUUUCCUUCUCCACCAUGCCAGAUCUUGCUCAAAAAGUCAAGCUCUUCAUCACCCUAAGUCCUGGCUAUUCACUUACAAAUAGCAGUGGGCUUCUUUUUGGAGUUGUACUAAUUCCCGAGGGAGUAAGAAAACUUAUAUGGGGCAACAGGGAAUACUGUAUUUUUAGCAACAAACUAAAAAACAGCAUUGCCAAAUUCUGCAGCUGCACAGUAAUGGACAGGCUUUGUCUCCAGUUAAUUUCCCUUUGUUUUGGAAAUAAUGAGAAAAAUCUAAACGUGAGUCGAGCGGAUGUAUAUCUUGGAAUCUACCCUGAUUUUACUUCUGUAAAAACAAUAUCUCACUGGGGACAGAUAGCUAUUUCAAAUGAAUUUAAAUAUUUCGACUAUGGAUCUAAGAAUCGAGAUAUAUACAACAUGAACACGCCUCCAUUUUAUAGAAUAGAAGAUAUGACUGUGCCAACAGCUGUAUGGAGUGCUGGGGAGGACAUUGCUGUAGAUGAAACAGAUACAGAACUAUUGCUACCACGAAUCAGAAACUUAAUUUUCUAUAAGAAUAUUCCUGACUGGCAACAUAUGGAUUAUGUCUGGGGUCUUGAUGCUCCUCAGUGCCUAUAUCCAGAUAUCCUUGGUCUAAUGCAGAAGUACAAAUAAAGACUUAGUAUGAAAUCUAAAUUGCAUAUAUUCUAUGUAAACAUGGACACUUUGUUUUAAUUCUCUUACUCAUAUGGCAUCUUAGGGCUGUUUUUUAAAAUGCUUUCUGUAAGUCAUCAGGUGUAGUGACAGAACUGAUGUGGAAUUAAUUGUCUAUGCAAUGCAAAAGGAACCUUCUUGAUGUGGAAUUAAUUGACUAUGCAAUGCAAAAGGAACCUUCUUCUUCUGCACAGAUGGACCUGUCUUUCUCCUUCUGUUAAUGCAGGUAACUGUGGGCCUCUCUAUGAGUGACAUCCUCCAUGAGUUCAUGUACAUGUUGUCUGCUUGUUCUUCAGCACUACACAUGUCUGUGCAGUCCACUAUGUAUGGCUGCGCUUCCCUGAGUUCACUUAGACAAUUAUAGAUUCCUUAGUAUAUGGCAUCCUUUUGCCUUUCAGAUCACAAGCUGCAAUCAGCCUGAAACAAUUAAAAAACUGAGCUUGUAAAAAUCCAAAAAGAAGUGGGGGGAGGAGGAAAGGGCAUCUGGGUGGGGAAGAGGAGGCAUAGAGAGACAGAUGCCUACACUAGAGAUGGGCACGAGCUGGGGAAAAAACCUGAACCAUGUGGUUUGUGGUUUGUCAAAUUUCAUGAACCAUGAACAUUCACGAACCUGCCCCUGGUUCACGAACCAGUUCGUUUGUUUCAUGAAAAUGUCACAUCCAGGUCAGAAAAUCAUCACUUCUGGGCCAGCAGAAGGUCACUUCCGUGCCAGCAAAAGUUCACUUCCGGGUCAGCAGAAGGUCUGCAGGAAGUCCAUCCCCUGUUGCCUAGGAAGCUGAUUGAUUGGCACCAGGCUGUCAUCAGUGAUGAACCAAAAAAUGAACCAAACGAACCAGCCUAAAGUUCAUGGCGGUUCGUCAGAAAUGGGAUCUGACAAACCUUGGUUCAUGAACCACAACCCAGCCUGGUUCAACCCAUCCCCAUGCAAUCUUUAAGCACAGAUUCAUAGCUUGUGAGAAUGAUUUUGAUUAUUGUUUAAAACAAAAGCCUGAAGAAAGAGACAAAAAAGAGAAAUCUCUCACCCCAGAUUUUCAAUGAAAGCAAGAACAAAGAAAAUA